AUGGCCCAGGAUAGACAUGUUACGUUUCCAAAUGGCACUGAAGCAAAUAUAGGUCCAGAAUUUUCAUGGGACAACAAAAUUCAAGGUUACCUGUUAAGUUCCUUUUUCUAUGGUUAUAUAAUCACUCAAAUUGUUGGUGGAUAUCUUUCCAGAAGGUUUGGAGGAAAGCUGAUCUUCGGAGGAGGCGUUGCAGGAGCUGCUUUCUUUACUUUGCUUAGCCCGUUGUUAGCUACCAUAAACGUAUAUCUUCUUCUGGCUGGAAGAACUUUAAUGGGAAUAUUUGAGGGCGUGACAUAUUCGAGUUUAUUCUAUUUGUGGGCCAAGUGGAUUCCACCUAGUGAAAGAAGCAGAUAUGCCAGUCAAUCAACUUCAGGCAGUUAUGCUGGAGCCGUUUUUGCCAUGAUGUUUUACGCAUAUCUAGCUGACAGCAGUGGAUGGAGAUGCAUCUUUUAUUUUUCAU
Molecule: messenger RNA, 460 nt
Organism: Sitophilus oryzae (rice weevil)
Lineage: Eukaryota; Metazoa; Arthropoda; Insecta; Coleoptera; Curculionidae
Product: sialin-like
Exons: 3
Biological process (GO): transmembrane transport; monoatomic anion transport
Cellular component (GO): plasma membrane
Molecular function (GO): transmembrane transporter activity
Source: RefSeq, a predicted model, not a curated record